UCUCUCUCUCCUCUCUUCUCUCUUCUCUCUUCUCUCAGCUAUUCCACAGCUCCUUCAAACCCUAACGCCGAGACCAGUCGCUAUCAGCGACGUUGUGAUUCUCUGAGCAAUUCCUGAACAUCUCCGGCGAACAAUCUCCGCCGCGGAUUUUUUAUCAUCAUUGACGAUCUCUUUCCCUCCGUCACUACUUUUUUUUUUGUCCUCGCUCCAAUUUCUUCCCCGAAUGUUCCAUCCAUUGCUUUUGAUUUAGGCUUUCGCCGUCGUGUUAGCCUGAAUCCGAAUUUUUUGGUCUGUAAAGAAGAGCGAACAGAGUCAUUGAUUAAGAGAACCUCGUUUUGUAUGAAGAGAUAAGGAAGCUCUGCGUUAUUGAAGUGGUUUCAUGGAACUUUCUGUUUCCUCCCCAAAGCAAAGUGUGUUAUCUCCACCUGAGUGUAUGAGUGACCCUGAGGAGGAGCAUGAGAUCAGCGAGGAGGAGGAUGACGAUCGCAACCAUAAGCACCGAAGGAAAGAAGAGGCGAGAUCUCAGUCCUUGGAACAAGAUUCUUCAGAUCAGGGGUUCUCACGGCCAUACAGGAAAAAUUAUAGACAUAAUGAAAAUGGGAAUUCGUUUAGUGAACAAGAAAAGCGGCCUUUUGGGGCAGGAUCAGGGCAACGUGUACAGUAUGAUAAUCAAAGAAUGAGGUCGAAUCCAAUGUUUUCAAGGGACUCUGGUCCUGGUAGAGGUAGAGGAAACUAUGGUUCUUGGGCCCAGCGUGAUUCCAGAUUUAAUCCUGUUGAUCUCUCAUCUCAUAUGGUUCAAGUCAGGUCUAUGGCCCCCAAUAUGUUUGGAGGAAGGGGACUAGCUGGUGUUUCAGCUGCUCAGAGUGCACCAUGGCCUGCUUUUGGAAUGAUUCCUGGAGUUCCAAAUGGUGGCUUGGAUGGUUUCCAUCACUUACAAGGUUCCCUAAGACCUCCCUUAAAUGCUCCACUCAACAUGGGUAUUCCUCGACAGCGAUGCAGAGACUUUGAGGAACGUGGUUUCUGCCUCAGAGGGGACAUGUGUCCAAUGGAGCAUGGGAUGAAUCGUAUUGUUGUUGACGAUGUCCAGAGUCUAUCACAGUUUAACCUUCCUGUUUCAGUCCCUGGUGCACCUCAUCUGGCAGCUUCUUCCAAACCGGUGACUGCACAAUUUGGGGGUGCUAAUUUCAUGAAUGCUAAAGGAGCUCAUGGGAGGAUUAACGAGGUUGGAAUGACUGUUGAUGGUUUGGGUUAUGGGGAUGCAUAUCCUAGUGCUGGUGGAACUGAUUUUUAUGAUCCUGAUCAACCUUUGUGGAAUAACAGUACUGGUGAAACGUCAGGUGCAAUAUCUACUCUAAAUUCUCAUGGGAUUGAUGAGAAUGUAGCUCCAGUGGAUGACAAUAACCAAGAUGGCGCUGAAAAUGGAUGUGGUAUUCGAGAUUCUAGAAGCACAAGUCAAUCAGUUUGGGGAAGAAUGCGUGGUUCUAAUAGUCAAGCAAAUUCGAAAGAGAAAACUGAUGCAGUAUUAAAUUCAUCAGCUGGUCUUGAAGAUCAAUUAAAGGAGGUCUCAGUUAAUAUAUCCCGACAUGGUAAACAAAAUUAUGUCGGUGAAAGUGUCACAAAAGUUGUUGAUUCAUCAAGUACUUCAAAUGAUGCAAUGAACAAUACAAGGAAAUCAACUCAAAAGGCAAUGCGGACUCUAUUUGUGAAUAAUGUUCCCCACGAGAGCAACAGAAGGGACCUCAUUCUUGCCCAUUUUCAGAAGUUUGGGAAAGUUAUUGAUAUUCACAUCCCAUUAAAUAGUGAGCGAGCAUUUGUGCAAUUCUCGAAACGUGAAGAAGCUGAAUCUGCUCUCAGGGCUCCUGAUGCUGUGAUGGGUAACCGCUUUAUUAAACUUUGGUGGGCAAAUAGAGAUAGUAUACCUGAUAAUGGCCUGUCCACUGGCAAUGGUGCUUCUAUGAAGGGUCGUGGUAUGACUGCUUCUGGAGGGCAGAACCAACUUCCGAUUGCUGCAGCUUUGAAAAGCAACCAUGUAAAUUCCAUGGCAAAGGGUCCUGCCUUUCACACUGGUGGAGCUCCAUCCUCCUCUGAACAGUCUAAGCCUGUGGUGGCUACUAGUGGUCCAAAGGUUACGCUGCUUCAGCGGAAGAAAGCAGACACUCUUGAGCAGUUGAAGGAGACACUUCGGAAAAAACAGGAAAUGUUGGAGCAGAAGCGUAACGAGUACCGCAAAAAAUUGGCGACACUUGAAAAACAAGGUACGGUUGUCAAGGGCGAGGAAGCAGAUGAGCCAGAUGCUAAGCGCGCUAAAGUAGACGCAGCCUCUGAUUCCGGUGCUGCUAUUGCAUCACCAAAAACAGAGUCAUCAACAGAUAAGAGAGUGCCUAUCCAGAAACCACUUUCCACUUGCAAGCUAAGCACAGAAACACCAUCUCCUGAUUCAAAAAACCUGAAGCAGAGACCUUAUUCGUAUACCACAAGUUUGAAAGCUCCUAUGGCAAAUAGGUAUAAGUUGGAUAACCGCACCACGACCAUCAAAGUGGUUCCUCCUUUGCCAACUGGUGUUGACGAUGUUCAGAGUCUAUCACAGUUUAACCUUCCUGUUUCAGUCCCUGGUGCACCUCAUCUGGCAGCUUCUUCCAAACCGGUGACUGCACAAUUUGGGGGUGCUAAUUUCAUGAAUGCUAAAGGAGCUCAUGGGAGGAUUAACGAGGUUGGAAUGACUGUUGAUGGUUUGGGUUAUGGGGAUGCAUAUCCUAGUGCUGGUGGAACUGAUUUUUAUGAUCCUGAUCAACCUUUGUGGAAUAACAGUACUGGUGAAACGUCAGGUGCAAUAUCUACUCUAAAUUCUCAUGGGAUUGAUGAGAAUGUAGCUCCAGUGGAUGACAAUAACCAAGAUGGCGCUGAAAAUGGAUGUGGUAUUCGAGAUUCUAGAAGCACAAGUCAAUCAGUUUGGGGAAGAAUGCGUGGUUCUAAUAGUCAAGCAAAUUCGAAAGAGAAAACUGAUGCAGUAUUAAAUUCAUCAGCUGGUCUUGAAGAUCAAUUAAAGGAGGUCUCAGUUAAUAUAUCCCGACAUGGUAAACAAAAUUAUGUCGGUGAAAGUGUCACAAAAGUUGUUGAUUCAUCAAGUACUUCAAAUGAUGCAAUGAACAAUACAAGGAAAUCAACUCAAAAGGCAAUGCGGACUCUAUUUGUGAAUAAUGUUCCCCACGAGAGCAACAGAAGGGACCUCAUUCUUGCCCAUUUUCAGAAGUUUGGGAAAGUUAUUGAUAUUCACAUCCCAUUAAAUAGUGAGCGAGCAUUUGUGCAAUUCUCGAAACGUGAAGAAGCUGAAUCUGCUCUCAGGGCUCCUGAUGCUGUGAUGGGUAACCGCUUUAUUAAACUUUGGUGGGCAAAUAGAGAUAGUAUACCUGAUAAUGGCCUGUCCACUGGCAAUGGUGCUUCUAUGAAGGGUCGUGGUAUGACUGCUUCUGGAGGGCAGAACCAACUUCCGAUUGCUGCAGCUUUGAAAAGCAACCAUGUAAAUUCCAUGGCAAAGGGUCCUGCCUUUCACACUGGUGGAGCUCCAUCCUCCUCUGAACAGUCUAAGCCUGUGGUGGCUACUAGUGGUCCAAAGGUUACGCUGCUUCAGCGGAAGAAAGCAGACACUCUUGAGCAGUUGAAGGAGACACUUCGGAAAAAACAGGAAAUGUUGGAGCAGAAGCGUAACGAGUACCGCAAAAAAUUGGCGACACUUGAAAAACAAGGUACGGUUGUCAAGGGCGAGGAAGCAGAUGAGCCAGAUGCUAAGCGCGCUAAAGUAGACGCAGCCUCUGAUUCCGGUGCUGCUAUUGCAUCACCAAAAACAGAGUCAUCAACAGAUAAGAGAGUGCCUAUCCAGAAACCACUUUCCACUUGCAAGCUAAGCACAGAAACACCAUCUCCUGAUUCAAAAAACCUGAAGCAGAGACCUUAUUCGUAUACCACAAGUUUGAAAGCUCCUAUGGCAAAUAGGUAUAAGUUGGAUAACCGCACCACGACCAUCAAAGUGGUUCCUCCUUUGCCAACUGGGUUAGCUGAUGUGGCUGUCUUAAAGGAACAUUUUUCUUCUUAUGGCGAAGUCUCAAAAGUGGAACUGGAAGACAAUGUGUCCAUUGAUAGUGGCAAGGACCAUGAAACAGAUAACGAAAACCGUGCAGCUUGUGUCACAUUUUUGAAACGCAGCGCAGCCGAGAAAGCAUUAGCUAAUGCAAAGUGUUGGCAAGAACACAUGUUGCAGCUUGUGUGGGUAACACGUCAAAGCAGCAGAGAGAGCAAUAAUAACAGCAAAAGCAAGUGCGCUUCUAAUGACCCAAAACCAGCAGAUGAAGUCAAGACCUCCUCUACAGAAAAACUAGAGAAUACAAAUGUUUCUGAAGACAACGACAGUACUUUGGAUAAACAAGAGACCAAAGAAAGCGACAACGAUAACAAUAAAAGUAACCACGAGUCCAUCGAAGGAGCUUCUGAGGCGAUUGUAGCUACAGGAACUGAUGAAGAUCAGUCUGAACAAAUCCGUGAGUGAGGUAAUCUUUUUGUCUCAGAAGCAUAUCUUUUGAUCUUGGGAUCUGGUAUUAGUGAUCUUUUUCUCCGUUUUAGGCUAUUUAGCCAAUUCGUGAGACGUUAAUAUUUGUUGGUAGCAAAAGAUAUAUCUAAGUAAUUUUAUUUUUUCCUUUUUUUCGAUAGUAGAAUGUGAAAAAGAAAAGAGAGAAAAGAGAAGACAGAAAAAAAAAAGUGUAUUGUUACAUUUGGCCUUCCAAGAACAUUUGGUUGGGUCUUUGUAUCAGCAGAUCUUUGUGUUUUUUCCCCCAGUUAUUUAGCUGCUAUAACAAUUUCGAUUCUGUUGUAUAUAGUCUUGGACAUUUUGAUC
Messenger RNA from Camelina sativa (false flax), 4885 nucleotides. The record is from RefSeq and is a predicted model, not a curated record. Lineage: Eukaryota; Viridiplantae; Streptophyta; Magnoliopsida; Brassicales; Brassicaceae.